AUGACAACUAUUGCAAAGAGUACUAAGAAAAUGAAGUCAAAGCAUUUAAAGUCAAAAACUGACGAAUCCAAAAAGAUUAAAGAAGUUAAAAAAAUUGAAAAACUAGAAACCAAAAAACAGAAAUCUAAAACAAGUAAAGAAACUGAUAAUUCAAAGGAUUCUGAUAAUUCUUCUUCUGAAGAUGAAGCUGAAGAUAUGGAAGCCACUAUGAAAUCUUUAAAAGAAGAUGAUCCUGAUUUUUACAAAUAUCUAGAAGAAAACGAUAAAGAUUUGUUGGGCUUCACUGCUACAAAUCCUUUGGAUGCAAUUAGUGAUGAGGAUGAUGAUGAUGAUGAUAAUGAUAAUGACGAAAAAUCAUCUAAUAAAAAAAAUAUUGAAGAUGAAAUUGUGGAAGAAAAUGAAACCAACUCAGAUAAAACUGAAUUAACUUUAGCUCUUGUUAGAGAAUGGAAAAAAACUUUACAAGGUACACCAUCUUUCAAGCAUAUUAGAAAAAUUGUUACCGCUUUCAAAGCUGCUGUCAAUUUAAAUAAUGAGGAAAUUACCGAAUCCUCCAAAUACUCAGUCACUGAUCCAAAAGCCUUUCAAGAAUUAAUGUUCAUGGCUCUAAAAGAUUUACCAAGCGUUAUUCAAAAGAUGAAUCCUUAUCAAAUUAUUAAAGGGUCUAGAUCUCUUCAAGUAAGCAAAAACACAACUAAAUUAUCAUCUAUCUUAAAAUUCCAUGCUGCCUCUUUAUUAGUUCUUUUAAAUGAUAUUAAUAAUACUGAAACUGCAGCUCUAGUUUUACAUUCCCUUAACCAACUUUUACCAUAUUUCUUGUCUUAUAGAAGAACAUUAAAAGAAUUAAUUAAAGCUGUCAUUAUUGUAUGGGCUUCAUCUAAAGAUGUAGAGACUCAAAUUGCUACUUUUGCCUUCUUACAUAAUGCAUCAAAAGAAUUCAAAAAAUCUAUCCUUGAACUGGUUUUGAAAACUAUUUAUUCUAUCUUCAUUAAAGGUUGUCGUAACACGAAUAUUCGUACUAUGCCUUUAAUUAAUUUCCAAAAAAAUUCAGCUGCUGAAUUAUUUAAUAUUGAUCAAGUUUUAAGUUAUCAAAUAUGUUUUGAAAGUAUUAGACAGUUGGCUAUUUCUUUGAGAAACGUUAUGACUGCUAUAACUAAAAAAACACACAAGUCAAAUUCAGCAGAAUCAUACAAAUUAGUCUACAACUGGCAAUUCUGCCAUUCAUUAGAUUUUUGGUCUCGUGUAUUAUCAUCAGCUUCAAAUGUUUCAAUUCAAAAUAAAACUGAAAAUGCAUUAAGUGAAUUAGUUUAUCCUUUAAUUCAAGUCACAAUUGGUACUAUUAGAUUAAAUCCAACUGCUCAAUAUGCCUCCUUAAGAUUCUAUUUAAUUAGAUCUCUUAUCAGAUUAACUCAAAACACCAACGUUGUUAUACCAAUUUUCUCUUUAUUGUCAGAAAUGUUAACUUCAACUGCCUUCACUAGAAAUCCAAAAAAAACAAAGGGUAAUUUAGUAGCCUUUGAUUUUGAUCAUAAUAUUAAAUGUUCUCAAGGUUACUUAGGUACAAAAAUUUAUCAAGAUGGUCUAACAGAACAAUUUGUUGAAUUAAUUGGCGAAUAUUUCGUCUUAUACUCAAAAAGUAUCACUUUCCCAGAAUUUAUUACUCCUGUCGUUAUUACUUUACGUCGUUUUAUUAAAUCUUCUAAAAAUGUUAGAAUGAACAAACAAUUAAUGAAUAUGGUGGAAAAAUUAAAUAACAAUGGUGAUUUUAUUUCUAAAAAGAGAGCUACCGCUGAUUUUACACCAAGUGAUACUGCUGAAGUAGCUAACUUCUUAAAGGAAAUAUCUUGGAAAGACACUCCUUUAGGUUCAUUUGUAGCUGUUCAAAGAGAAGUAAAAGAAGAGAAAGCUAGAAUAGUGAGAGAAAGUAUUGAGGAAGAAGACAAAGAAACAGAAGAAGAUUUAAGAAGAAAGGAAGCUAAGAAACUUGGUUUAGAUCUUGAUGAUGAUGAUGAUGCUGUUGAUAUCGAAAUGUCAGAAUAA
This is a messenger RNA of Henningerozyma blattae CBS 6284, 2040 nucleotides long. RefSeq names its product mRNA-binding ribosome synthesis protein NOC2 (gene NOC2). Gene Ontology annotation, biological process: ribosomal large subunit biogenesis. The transcript has a single exon. The coding region runs from base 1 to 2040 and encodes 679 amino acids. Lineage: Eukaryota; Fungi; Ascomycota; Saccharomycetes; Saccharomycetales; Saccharomycetaceae. Gene Ontology annotation, cellular component: nucleoplasm; nucleolus; Noc2p-Noc3p complex. The record is from RefSeq and is a predicted model, not a curated record.